UUGUCAAAUCUCCGAGACGGAGGCUACGAGGACUGUGCAGAUGAUGAUGAUGAUGAUGAUGAUGAUGAUGAGAGGAGUGGCAGCCUAAACCGAACUUCCCCAAGUGACGCGCCCGGGCGCCGCUCCUCCCCGUUAACAGGAAAAAUUUCAAGCGAGAAGUUUGUGUCAUGGAAGCUCUGGACGGGUAGAAAAGUCCCUGGUUCUCGCCUCCUGUCCCGGCAUCAUGACGCCGCCGACGCGCUGGUGCGUCUCUCUGUGGACUCUGCUGCUCCUCUGCGCUCUGCUCCAAGACCAGGGAUUAUAGGAAAUGUCCAAGCUACAUCAGAAACAUCCACCAUCUCCAUCAACUGGACUUCACCUGAUGGUCAAGUUUUAAGAUAUAAAGUAGACUGGGACAACAAUUCAAGUUUCACAGAUCGCACCUCCAUCACACUUUUCUAUAUGUUUCCUGGUACUCUCUAUACCAUAAACAUCACUGCCAUUGCUGGAGACAAUAAGACGAAAGGAGAGCCCUACACCUUUGAAAAAGUCACCAAACCCGAGAAGCUUACCAGUCUCAGCGUGACUGGCGUCUCCACAUCAUCUGUGUCACUAAGCUGGGAAAAACCAUACGGCAAUGCAGACCAUUACAAAAUUCAGUGGAGCUCGAAAGAUAAUAGCCUCACCAACAAUUACACACAAAACACCUCCUAUACCAUCAACAGUUUAGUCCCUGGAGUCUCAUACAACAUUACAGUGACUGCCGUUGCCUUGAAGUCAGUUGAGGGCGAAACAGUCUUCAUAAAUUCCUUCACAAGACCUGCAAAGCCUCUGGAUCUUACCUUAACAUCACGGAGAACUGACUUCAUGGCGUUCACCUGGACUUUGCCUGAAGGAGAGAUUGAGCAUUACAUCGUGAACAUCUCCAAUGCAGAUCUGCCCUAUAUGAAUUGGACAGAAACAAAGACCCGCUCAGCGAACUUCUCCCUUUUAUAUCCGGGAAGACUUUAUAAUUUGACAGUGACAGCUGAAGCUGGAAAGUUCUCCAGCACAUCUGAUGAGCUUUCGUUUGCCACUGUUCCCAAUCCCCCUGGUUCCCUCGUCAUCAGUAACAGGAUGAACUCUUCACUUAUGCUGGAGUGGACGACCCCAGUAAAGAUGGAACAUGCUUCUGGGAUUAAGUACGUGUUUAGUUACACAGACACCAACGAUUCUAAUGAGACAAAAAAUGAUGAGUCCGAAGGAAAUGCCAGACAGCUUCGUCUAGGUGGACUCAAGUCUGGAACCCUCUACAACAUAACCAUCGCCACCAUUGGACCACACGAUUUGCAAAGCAUGCUUAUCAGUAAUUCAUCUUUCACUUUGCCAAACCCAGUGGAGAUUUUUGGAGCCUCCCCCAUUUCCACAACUUCAAUAUCAGUAAACUGGACAGAACCACUGGGCGCCAAGUCUCAUUACGUGUACUUGGUUAAAACUUAUAACGAGACAGGAGCACUUCUUGACUCCCAGAGUGUCAAAAAUACCAGAGUAGAGGUGAACGGACUUCAGCCAGGAUCUAAAUAUAUUAUCAAGGUUACAGUAAAAGCCGCGGAUGGGGCUGAAUCCAUUUCUGCGUCAACAUCCUGUUACACGUGGCCCAAAACGGUGACCAACUUAGAAGGAGCAUACGUGAACACAACAGCCAUCAAGUUGACUUGGGCAAGACAGAGCGAUUAUAAACCCUCCUAUGUCUACGAGGUGAAAGCAUUCGAUGGUCCUCUGGAGAUUCGGAAUGGUUCAACAGAACAGGAAUCGUACACCUUCUUUAGUCUGAACCCUGGAACCCUGUACACUUUUUAUGUGUACACAGUCAUUGAAGGGGUCUUAUCCACAAAUAACAGCACACAAAUAUACACAAUUCCAGGUCAAGUUUCUGGUGUCAUAGCCAUAGGAACCACAACAAGCCUGACAGUGAGCUGGAACAAGGCACCAGGGCAGGUAUCCUCAUAUUCUGUCUGCCUGCGCGAAAACUACAGUCAGUGUCAAGGAAAUCUGAGCAAGGACACCACCAGCACAGUGUUUACGAGCCUAACACCAGGAGUACAUUACUGCGUGGUGCUGGUGACCAGAAGUGGACCUGUUCAGAGUAACAAUGUAACUCAAUGCAAUGCAACUUUUCCCAACCCUCCUGGCCCCAUCACAGUGGCUUUUGAGACUGUCAACUCCAUUAAUUUUACCUGGGAACGUCCUGAAAACAUGGGCCAUGAUCAGUACAACUUCACUGUGUCGAGUGGUGCGGCGAAUAAUCUGACUGGGAACAACUGGUUCCUCUUGGAAAACCUCCUGUCAGGAAGCCCUUACUCAAUCUCUGUUAUUACUAUUGGUGUGUGGGGCUAUACGAGCACAGAAGUAACGGCCGAGAACUACACAAAACCAUAUGCUGUAACCGAGCUGAAGCAGACAGAAAUAACAACAAAUUCAGUCACCUUGGUCUGGGAACAAAGAGAGAGCAAAACAUCCUACUCGUAUGAGGUCCAUGUUGCUGACAAGCCCCCUGCAAAAGUGGUAAACAUUACUGGGGCAACAGUUCUUGACCUUCGGUCUGGAAGCAAUUACAGCUUCACUGUUACCACGCUGACAGCAGAUGGCACUCGAGCAGAACCUGCGACAGUUUCCUACUUCACACGGCCACUCAGAGUCAAAGAGUUGCAGGCUGUGACCUUAAACACAACUGCAAUUAACCUCACAUGGAAAGAGCCAGAGGAGUACAAAGAGGAAUACAGAUAUUUUGUGCAGACAACAGGCUGCGCCAUCCAAAACCAAACCAUGGCAGAGAAAAACUCUUUAGUCGGAGGACUCACCCCCGGAACAAACUGCACCUUCUGUGUGUCUGUGAAGGCAGCUGAUGGCAUCAAAGGGGAGGAAUACUGCACCUCUCAGUACACUAAGCCGGAGACGGUGGAGCCCAGCAUCUCCAGUCACGGCUCUAAUAGCUCAGUCCAGGUGUCAUGGACCAAACCUCCUGGAAAUAUAGAGAGAUAUAAAGUUUCCCUUAACAGCACCACCAACAUGAUCUAUACAGAAGAGCUUAAUUCCUCAACUUAUUUCAUCCUGUUUCCCAACCUGUCAGCUGGAACGCUUUACAGUGUUAAGUUGAGCACAUUCAGUGGACCCUUUGGCGCAUCAUCUGAAUAUGUUACUAAUGCAACGUUCCCUAACCCUCCGGGACUGAUUGAGAUCCUGAACAAAACGACAAGUGCCAUUGAAUUUAGAUGGGAAGAAGCCCCUCUAAUGAGUGGUGGAUCGUUCCACUAUCAACUGACUUACACACCACGCCAGAGUGGGAGCGACAGUACCAUCCCUGGGACCACAACCAGUUACAGAUUUUCCUCACUGCUGUCUGGGACUUCCUACAACAUUUCUGUGAAGAGCGUUGGACCGAUGAAUUUUGAGAGCGAGAGUGUUCACAGCAGCAUGGUGACCACGCGACCACAUAGCGUGGGGGCUGUUGCCGCCAUUCCAGCAGAGACAACGAUCGAAGUCACAUGGACUAAGCCUGAUGAGUAUAAGAGCAGCUACCGUUACAACGUGACCUGGGAAAGCCCAGACGGGAGCAUCAGCAGCAACAUGACUAGUACAAAUUCUCAUGUCAUCAGUGACCUGAUACCUGGCAGCCCAUAUAAGAUCAGGGUCACCACAGAGACCUCUGAUGGAACCCAGGGGGCAUCAGAAAGGGUUAACAACUGCACACAUGCAAGCCCCGUAACAGAUUUGACAUGUCGCGGACCAAACUCACCAAAUGCAGUGCUCAUUUUGUCCUGGGAAAGACCCUCUGGCCAGAGCUCUCAUUUCCAAGUUUCUGUAGAAAACAACGGACAGACCAACGUGUUGAACGCCUCGUGUUGCAACCAUAAUGUUUCCCAGCUUCACCACUACACUGAAUACAAUGUCAAUGUGAAAACUCAAAGCUGUGGACAUCCGAGCAGUCCUGUAUCUCGUAAAUGCUGGACCGGCAUCACAAAGCCACCCAUUCCUGCAAAUUCUUCCCUUCUAAGCUUACCAAUUCAUGUAUCACACAAUAAGUUCACUGUUCAGAUUGAUCGAGAACUGCUAAACGAAGCGAACGGAAGGAUUACACAUGUUGGGGUCCUCGUAGCAAGCGCUGUUCCUGGUGAUUCUGAUUUGACAGGCUACUUGGGAAAAACACAUCAGGAAUGGAGAAAAAAAUCCGCUAAAGCAUACCUUGCAACAGUCAUCGAAACCACCCCACAGUCACGAAGCAGUAACGAUCAUCUGCUCAUCGAAAUAGGAACUGAAAAAACAUGGAUGGGCUACACCAACGGUGCACUGGACCCCAGCGGAUCUUAUCACUAUGCCAUUGUGAUGUUCACCCAUCUGAAGUUAAACAAUAACCUUGUGAAUGGCGAGGACUCGCUGGUGUCCAUAACUGACUUUGAUGAAGUUGUUAUACUGUUGAGAGACCCAAACAUCAUUCCAAUGGCUGUCGGAGUCACUUUGGGAAUAUUUGGAAUUCUCUUCAUCAUCCUCAUGGGCUUUAUUAUCUACUGGAGAAGAUUUUCCAAAAAAGAGGCUCCAGACAUCCAGAUUGGUUCACUGAGAGUUUAUUUGAUCUGGGUUGUUGGUCUGAACAGGAGUGCAGCUGUGAGGGUGGAAGACUAUGAGGUGUACUACAGGAAGCAGAAAGCAGACUCCAACUGUGGAUUUGCAGAAGAAUUUGAGGAUCUCAAGCCUGUCGGCACCAGUCAGGCAAAGACACAUGCGCUGUCUUUGGAGAACAAGCCUAAAAACCGCUACAACAACGUGCUUCCUUGUGAGUUACCGACCUCGUUCAAACCCAACUUUGAUGUUUUCUGUGGCUGGUUUGGCCUUUUUUUCUGGCAGGGUUACCUCUCCAGGAAGGAGUUUAUAGCAGCUCAAGGUCCUUUGCCCGGAACAGUCGACGAGUUUUGGAGGAUGAUCUGGGAGAAGAACGUUCAGACUCUAGUCAUGCUGACACGAUGUAAUGAACAGGGACGAGUCAAAUGUGAGCAGUACUGGGUGCCCGGCACAAAGCACUUUGAAGACAUCACUGUGACAACAACCUCAGAAAUACCACUUGAUGACUGGACUAUCAGAGACUUUGAUGUUAAAAAUGUGAAAACAGCAGAGGUCCGUUCAAUUCGUCACUUCCACUUCACUGCCUGGCCAGAUCACGGGGUCCCAGAAACCACAGAGCUCCUCAUCAGCUUUAGACAUUUGGUCAGGGAGCACAUGAACCAGUACUCGAGAAACUCUCCCACUGUGGUCCACUGCAGUGCUGGUGUGGGGCGCACCGGCACCUUCAUAGCCAUCGAUCGAUUGAUCUUCCAAAUCGAGAGGGAAAAUACCGUGGACGUGUUUGGCAUUGUUUAUGACCUACGAAUGCACAGGCCCCUGAUGGUGCAGACGGAGGACCAGUAUGUCUUCUUGAACCAGUGUGCCCUGGAUGUCAUCCGGUCGAGAACAGGGAACAACGUGGAUCUAAUCUACCAAAACACAGCCGCACUCUCCAUUUAUGAGAAUGUGGAACCAAAAAAGGGUUUUCCCAGAAAUAAAUAUUAGAUUAGAUAGAGUUGUUCAGCUCUUCCAUCCCUCUUCCUCAUUAAAAACAAGGAACAGAGCAGGCACGUGAAAAGGGAAGGGCUUUCACAGAUCUCAAUGCUGUAUAUAUAUGUAUGUUUUUACCAGUCACAGAUAUUAGUUCAAAAUGAUCCAAACUUCUAGUGCCUCUACUUACAUGUAUUUAUUUGCUUUUUUAAAAAGUUGAGUGUUUGAUUUUGGAAUAAAUGUGUGGCAGUGCAGUAGUGGAUAAUGUCACAGGCAAAAUUGUGGUUAAGAUAUAGUUCUUCCUUGAUACUGCAUACUUUUGCAUUCCUGAAAAUUUUUUAUUGCUUCCUACUGUAUGUGAUUCAUUAAGAUGACUCUCUUUUACUCAGGUAUCUUUCUGGAUGCUGUAUAGAUAGUUUUUUUUAGAAACAUUUAAUGAAAACAAACUUUGGAUCUGCAUAAAAUAAAUGCUGGUGUAAAUAAUGUGUGCCUGACAACAACCUGUAGGCUUUCAACACCAACAGGUGGCACACUUCUGUUUUCUUCUUCUUGAUGAAGAAUAGGGACUAUACGAUGUUGUUGCAGGAAACUUAAAUUAUGCCUUAUUAUGUUAUUUUUGCUUGACUAACAGUACACCAGUAUGAACUGUGCAAUGUUUUUAUUGAAGAGGUGUUUAUGUUUGAGUCUAUUUUAUAUGCACUGCAAUGUGAAUAAUGCACUGGAUGCAUUUUUUUCUUCCACACCGUCCACUUUAAACAAAAGAGAUGUUUUGUUGUUUUUUUCCCUUAUCUGUAGUGUUUAUCACAUUUUGGCCAGUUCUUAACAAAGUGGAAUAUUUUACUAGUCAUCUAUCAUUUGAUUGCUCGGGAAUUGAAUAUAACUUAGAAUUGUCUUAUUUCACCAGCCUAAAUCUUAAACUGUUGCUUUCAUUGUUUUCUUUGAUUGAUGUUUGUCGUUUCUUUGUACAUUCCUCACAGAAAGUGUAAUGCUGUGUUACUUCCUGCUUCAUAUCGGAUCCGACUGUGGUCAUUUCCUGUGAUUUUACGAUUGUCCGCAAAGUACAGGCAUUAUUUUCAGCUUCUAAAGCAAAAUAUUCCAUGAGGCAGGUACGCCUUUGUAAGUGAUUGUACUAGUUCAGGUUAUGUUCUGUUUUGUUUAUAUGAGUGUGUAGUUUAAAUGCUUGAAAGCACUUAUGUUUUAAAUGACAAAUAAGAAUAGGAAACAGUUAAAUUUGUAUGAUGUUUUUAAAUACUUUAUGAGAUGCUUGCUGGUUCAAUGCAAUUAUGUAAAAUGAGGCGGGAUUUUAAAAUGUUUAUGUAUCUCAGGCUAUCAACUUAAAUGGGAAAAAAGGAUGUUUAUAUCUUAUCGUAUCAAUCUCCUCUACAAGGAUUCAUCAGCCUUAAUAUAAUUAAAGCUUUAUUCUCUCAAUACAAUGUUGUCUGUGCAGUUAAUACUGUUGAAGCCCUACUGAACAAUUAUUUGACGAUAUGUUCAUUAUGCAAACUCUGUCAAAAGGAGAGAUCUAA
Molecule: messenger RNA, 7070 nt
Organism: Menidia menidia (Atlantic silverside)
Lineage: Eukaryota; Metazoa; Chordata; Actinopteri; Atheriniformes; Atherinopsidae
Source: the annotation of a GenBank genome assembly